This is a messenger RNA of Cooperia oncophora, 894 nucleotides long. The record is from the annotation of a GenBank genome assembly. Lineage: Eukaryota; Metazoa; Nematoda; Chromadorea; Rhabditida; Trichostrongylidae.
AUGACGUCACAUUCAACUGAUGGGGACACUCGACCAAGGCCCGUGAUACGACCACAACUGCGGCAUCGCGCUCCAGCGGAUAACGAUGCUUCUCGAAAGAAUCGUUUGGAAUAUCAGCAGUUCCUGCGGAAAAAGGAGUUGCUAUCACCAAAGCCCUAUCGUAUGCAUCAUCUAUCCGCUGAUGUCACAGCUACAAAAGAACUAGGCCAGCCUUCGGCGAUCUAUACAGUCACGAUACCCAAUGGAGUACCCGUUCAUGCUGGUACAUGGGAAGAUGGUCGGCCUCACUACGAAGUUCCGAAGCGACCACAGCAACUCGCUGCUGCUACAUUAGGUUCAAUAAAUUCACCGCUGGCACCAUCAGCUCAAAGCGUCCCCGGAGCGCAAGCAUUCGGCACAGGAACCAGGGCUAUUGAAGAAAAUCUUGUGAAUGCGAUUUUUGCGCAGAGUAAAGCGGGAGCGCUCAACCCAAGCGCAGCCGCUCAUGUUCCCCAGGCAGCCGCCUCUGCUGCAGCGCAGGCAGCGCAGUCAGCAUCGGCAGCCCCGAAUCCACUGGAAGCCUUACUGUCCAACAGCGCAUCAAUAGAUCAAUUCACAAAAAUCGCUGAGAACAUCCUGAACUUUGGUGGAGGAGAGGGAACGGUUUUCACGAGGUCAUUACAGAAAGGAGGUUUGCUGGAAACCAUGACGAACGCUCUGCGUGGUGCUCGCCUUCCGUUGCCUAGCGCAUCAUUCUCAGAAGACGGAAAACCAAAACCCCAACCAACCUUUAUGGAAACACUUCUAACACAAGCGGCAUCCGCCUUGAAUCAGUCAAUCAAAGAGAAAGACGAUAAGGAAAAGCAGUUCCGCAUGACAAAGGAUAAGGAGCACUCUUUGAAGGUACAACUUUGA